UCUGGGGCUGCCGGGGACAAGGGGCGGUGACCUCGGUGCGCGCCCGGCGUCCCCGGCUCCCGGCCCGCUCCCCGGCCCCCCGGCCCGCGCCCCGGCCGCCGGCAUGGUGCUGCUGGCCGGGCCCGGGCCGGAGGGCGGCGGGGCGCGCCGCGUGUCCCCAGAGCCACCGUCCCCACCCCGGGACGCGCAGGCCGGGGAGGACCCAGCUGACUACGAGGAGUACGAGGACUUCUCAAGUCUGCCCGACACCCGCAGCAUCGCCUCGGACGACUCCUUCUACCCUUACGGAGACGAGGAGGAGUACAGCUCGGUGAGCGCGGAGAGCGCUUCGGAGGGCGUUCCGGAGGGCGUCCCGGAGGCGGCGACCCUCCUGCGCGCCGCCUGCGCCAACGACGUGGGGCUGCUGAGGGCGCUGGUGCGGCGGGGGCCCAGCGCCGAGGAGGUGCAGGAGACCGAUCGCAACGGCCGGACCGGCCUCAUUGUCGCCUGCUACCACGGCUUUGUGGAUACUGUGGUGGUCUUAGCAGAGUGUCCCCACGUUGACGUCAACUGGCAGGACAGCGAAGGGAACACGGCCCUCAUCACGGCGGCCCAGGCAGGGCACAUCACCAUCACCAACUACUUGUUGAACUAUUUUCCCGGUCUCGACCUUGAAAGGAGGAACGCGUUCGGGUUCACGGCCCUCAUGAAAGCUGCCAUGCAGGGCCGGACGGAGUGCAUCCGAGCCCUGAUGCUAGCAGGGGCGGAUGUCCACGCCAGGGACUCCCGCCGGGGAAUGUCCUCCCAGGAGUGGGCUGCCUACACUGGACGGUUUGAAGCGGUUCGGGUCAUCCAGAGGCUACUGGAGCGACCCUGCCCCGAGCAGUUUGGGGAAAAGUACAAGCCAGAGCUGCCAUUGGGCCCGGAAGCGGGUCAGAAGCCCACGGGCUCCAAGAGCUGCCUGCAGAAGCUCACGGAUUUUGUCCGGUCCACACUGACCUCCCGCUCGCGCCAAGGCCUGGAGGACGGGGGAGCCCUGGACCACAUGGUCAAGAUGACCACGAGCCUCUACAGCCCCGCCGUGGCCAUCGUCUGCCAGACCGUGUGCCCCGAGAGCCCCCCCUGUGUGGGCAAAAGGCGGCUGGCGGUGCAGGAAAUCCUGGGGUCGCGCGGGGACCCGGACACGCAAGCCCAGGAGAGGGGCAAGGGGGAGAGCCCCGAGCCGCAAUCCCAGACCUCCCAGGCCGUGGGGGUCUCCAAAGAGGAGGCCCCCCGAGCCGGCCUCGCAUCUUCGCAGCCGCCGGCCGCCCCCCGGAGGGCCAGCCUCCUGCCCCUGCAGCUGCUGCGGCGGAGCAGCGUGCGACCCGGCGUGGCCAUCCCCAAGGUGCGCGUGAGCAAGGCGCCCGCGCCCACCUUCCAGCCCGAGCGGGCGGCCCGGGGCAGCACCAAGGACAGCAGCCACCUGCAGCUGCCCAAGUGGCGGUACAAGGAGGCCAAGGAGGAGAAGCGGAAGGCGGAGGAGGCGGAGAAGCAGCGGCUGGCCGCGGCGCAGAAGGAAAAGCGGACGUCGUCCUGGAGGAAAAGGACGUGAGGCGGGGUGUGUCCGGCGCGCGGGGGUGAGGCCGCACGCAGAGCCCGCCCGCAGAGCCCGCCGGCCGGGGAUGCGAAGCUGCCCUGAGCCCCGGGGGAGGCGGCGGGGACGCUGGGUGCGGUCCUUCCUGCAAGUGUGCGCCCGCCCCCGCCCUUGCCCUUUACGCACAGCACAGCCCGGGCGCAAGGCUCCCUCCGGGGCCCAGAAAACGUUUCUGUUUGUUCAGGCUGCACCCAAGAGUGAACUGGGCCGAGCCCUAAUUGAAUCGCCUAAAACCAGUUAACCCAGCAGUCAGUCCUCGUAGUGGGCAUUCUACCUAAAACUCGACCACUGAGCCACCAGGAAAGCCCCCGUUAGAACCUCAGUGAAGAAAUAUUUAAGACCAGUUUAUCCAAAGGACAUUUUCUGUAUAGUUUUGUAUUUUUCAGUUAUGAUCCAGCUUACAGCACUUGACCAGUGAUAGGGCUCUUUGUAAAUAUUUAUGACGGUCUUAAUGCAUUUGUCUGAAGACCCUUUGUUUAAAAUACGGUUUCUAGCAAUAAUUAUUUGUGAUAUGUCUAUGAUUUCAUAUAGAAUUUGUGGCAUUCUCCUCAUGUGGGCCCCCUUUUGCUUUUUUUUUUUUUUAUUGGAGGCUUUGCCUUUCCAUCUCCUUGGGGGUGCUCAUAAGCACCACACGUCCUUAAUUGGAUUAAGUGAUGUUGAAGAUUUCUAUUGGAUAAACGCAUUUGCUGCUUUACCACAAAAUGAUCAAGUAAGACAGAGGAGUCAAAUUUCCUUUAAUUUCUGAAGCUCUCUUGUCCAUCCAGUGGUAAAAAUGAAGAAAACCAAUUGUCAAAGUAUGAGACUGUAUAGAGGAGUGUGUAUUUAUUGCUAGAACUAAGCUCAUUUUAAGCAAGGGGUUUUAGAUAAUCUGCAUAUAAAGUCUUGAACAUACUCAAAAAUAGAAAAAAAAGAUGUUUAAGAAAAUGGGGGCAACUCUAAUAAAUUAUUACUAGAAAUACAAAAUUAAGUUAUGUGCUCUUAGACAAUUGAAUGCAAAUAUCCUUAAGAUGUAAAAAGAGAUGCUAAAAGCGUAGAGUUCUGCAAACUACUGACAUGGGUGGGCCAUACAUUUUUUGAGAAAUAGGGAUUAGAGCUGAAUAUUAAGCAAACAUAUUUUUGGCAAAUUCUCCUGGAGUGAGCUGGGUUGCUUCCUCCCCUUGACUCAAUUCCAAGAGAUCCCUGGUGUGGAAUUUUAUUUUUCCUUUGAUGAUGGCCCCUUGUGUUCAGUUCAUCCUCAUGCAGACUUUGUAGACUUUCCAAGAUUCGGGAACUUUGGCAGCGCACAGGUGUGGUUUGCCUGAGCUCUCUAUGGGAAUUUUCUGCCCAUAGUUUUAUCUCCAAAAAGCUGAGAAAUACUAAUGAAUGUCUGGCUAUCUGGGUUGCAGAGUAUCUCUCAUAUAUGCACUACCAACAGCACUUUAUUUAAAUAUUAUCCUGUGUAUAAGCCAUCAAUUUAAACCAUUACAGACCAAUGGAAAGCUGUUUAUUCUGUCUCUGGAUUCACAGGGGAAAUCGUGCUCCCUGGCCACGUGGCGACAAGUGCCCAUCCAUCUCAUGAUGUGGGCGGCAUGGCACUGGCCUCUCCCUCCUCUUUCCCCCCGCCCCCCA
Molecule: messenger RNA, 3220 nt
Organism: Cervus elaphus (red deer)
Lineage: Eukaryota; Metazoa; Chordata; Mammalia; Artiodactyla; Cervidae
Gene: ANKRD33B
Product: ankyrin repeat domain 33B
Exons: 4
Coding region: 104-1570 (488 amino acids)
Molecular function (GO): protein binding
Source: RefSeq, a predicted model, not a curated record